AUGCCUAAGAGUGCUUUGUUGAAUUCCAAUCUCGCCGUUGCCCGAUUCUAUUGGAAAUUUAAAGCUUCUAAGUUACCUGAGACGAUAUGCAAUUUGCCUGAUUUGCGUACAUUGUCAUUGUCAUAUUGUGGUCGCCUUAGUCGCUUACCAAAGAGUAUGGCAAGACUGACCAACUUGCGCCACGUCAACAUUGAGGGGACUUAUUUAGAGGAGAUGCCACCUCAAAUGUCUGCGUUGAAAUUUCUUGAAAAACUAAGUUAUUUUAUCGUAGGCAAAGAUAGUGGAUCGAGUAUUGAAGAGUUAGAAAAGCUUUCAAAUUUGCGUGGUAGUCUUGGUAUCAAAAGGCUAGAGAAUAUUGUAAACGUUGAGGAUGUUUCAGUGGCAAAUGCAUUAAUGGAUAAGAAGUACCUUACCGGACUGAGUUUGGAGUGGGACAAUGAUGUUGAUGAUUCACAUAAAGCAAAAAGGUUAUUAGAAAGACUUGAACCUCGAAUAAAUGUGGAAGAGUUGGCAAUUGCAAAUUAUGGAGGUACAAGCUUUCCCGACUGGGUAGGACGUGAUUUGUUCUGUCGUUUGGGAAUAAUGAAGCUAAAGAAUUGUAGAUAUUGUUAUUUGUUGCCGCCACUUGGGCAACUUCCCUCUCUCAAAGAGCUGUGUGUGGAAGGGUUUGAUAUGGUGGAGAGAAUAGGGCAUGAAUUUUACUGCGGUGGUUCUUCUUCUAAUUCAAUGACUAGGCCAUUUAAGUCGUUAGAAGUCUUAAAAUUUUCGUACAUGUCAAGUUGGGAAGAGUGGUUGCUGAUGGAAGGUGAGCAAGAAGUUGGAGCUUUCCCUAAACUUAGACAGCUUGAAUUAAAAAAUUGUCCGAAGCUAAGUGCAGCCUGCUUGCCUGAUUAUCUUCCAUCCUUAAAUACUCUUGUAAUCUCGGGAUGCAAAAGGCUGCUGGCUUCACUCCAAGCUGAUCAACUUCCAACGCUCGAGGUGUUGGAAUUAUCUGACUGUCAAGAAGUGGAGUCAUUUCCAGGAGGGAGAUUGCCCUCCACUAUCCAUACAAUCCGCAUUUCGCGUUGCAGAAAACUGGUCUCACUUUUGGAAGAGGGAUGGCCUUCGAAUUUAAAAUCACUUUCAAUUGGGGGAUGCGAUAAGCUAUCUAAUAUCAACAUGCAGUGGAAUCUGGGGAUGCUCACCUCUCUUACAUCUUUAAAAAUCUCCGGGCAAAAUGUAGCGCCGGAUUCAUUCUUGGAGGAAGGACAACUUCCCAUCACCCCUCACUUCUCUCACUCUUUUUUAUAUUCCCAAUCUUAG
Ziziphus jujuba (common jujube) is the source of this 1302-nucleotide messenger RNA. RefSeq names its product putative disease resistance RPP13-like protein 1. The record is from RefSeq and is a predicted model, not a curated record. Lineage: Eukaryota; Viridiplantae; Streptophyta; Magnoliopsida; Rosales; Rhamnaceae. Bases 1 to 1302 code for a protein of 433 amino acids. The transcript is spliced from 2 exons.